Messenger RNA from Rubroshorea leprosula, 2779 nucleotides. The record is from the annotation of a GenBank genome assembly. Lineage: Eukaryota; Viridiplantae; Streptophyta; Magnoliopsida; Malvales; Dipterocarpaceae.
GCUCCGCCGUCUCUAAUCCGAAAAAUCAAAUUUACCGCCGCCGCUACUCUUCCGCCGCUACUAUUCGUCAAUUACAUUAAGAGUUUGCGUGUGCUGCGGUAUUAGUACUUCAAAUUGGCAGUUUUGGCUUCAAAAAGUUUGGUUCUUUCGCAUGCUCAAUAUGCUAUGGAGACAUAAAUGGAGCUUGCUGCACUCCCCGCAAAGAAACCAAAUCCUCAAAGGGUUGCCUUUCCUCUCAAUUCGCCUCUAUUCAUCACCUGAGGUAUGUCCCCCUGCAAAAAGCCACGAAUCAUGUCGUGAAAAUCUUACCCCAGAUCAUGGCAUUUUCCAGAAAGAUAGAAUUGUUCUCACACCUCAUAUUGUGGGCUUCACAUUACUAAAUUGCCCCUCUGAUUUGAUUGCUUUGAGCUUUUUCAUGUGGUGCGCUAAGCAACACAAUUAUUUUCAUGAUUCCCAAGCAUUUGAUUGUAUGGUUUCUAUCCUUACCCGUUUAACUAAACGAUGUAAAACAGUUAGAGGCAUUGUUCAGGAACUGGAGAGUGUUGGUUGUGUUAUAAAGGCACAGACUUUCCUGCUUUUGUUAAGGGUUUAUUGGCGGGGAGGACUUUAUGCUAUGGUUUUUGAGACUUAUGAGGAAAUGGAAAGGUUUGGUUUUACACCCAACACAUUUGCACGUAAUGUGAUCAUGGAUGUUUUGUUCAGGGUUGGGCGUGUUGAUAUUGCUCUCACGGUCUUGAAGGAAACCCAGUUCCCUAAUUUCUUGACUUUUAAUAUUGCUUUGUGUAAUUUUUGCAAGCUGAAUGAUUUGUCCAAGAUAAAGAGUGUUAUCAGAAGGAUGUUGAGAGAGGGUUAUUAUCCUAACAUUGAAACAUUUCAUUUGAUUCUAAGUUCUUUCUGCAAAAUGGGCCGUAUGGCAGAGGCAUAUCAGCUGUUAGCUUUAAUUGUUACUGGGGGAAAUUCUUUGUCGGUAAAUGUUUGGAGUAUGCUGAUAGAUGGUUUUUGUCGAUUGUGUAAACCCAGCAUUGGUUAUGAUUUAAUGAAAAAGAUGCUUCUGGUCGGUUGUCCUCCUAAUGUUGUAACAUACACCACACUGAUUAAGGGUUUGUUGGCAUCCAAAAAGUUUGAUGUUGCUUUUAGCUUAUUAAAUAGCAUGGAAUCUGAUGGGUGCGCACCUGAUUUGGUUCUUUAUAAUGUACUGAUAGAUUGUUUGUCUAAGAUUGGGAGGUAUGAUGAUGCAAUUGAUGUUUUCAGAUGUAUGUCAGAAAGUAAAUUGGAACCUGAUUCUUAUACAUUUUCUUCUUUAAUAUCAAAUAUAUGUUUAUCUAGAAGGUUUUCUCUUUUACCAAAGAUAGCUAGUGGACUUGCGGUAGAAGCAGACCUAGUGCUUUGUAAUUCACUUUUAAAUUACUUUUGCAAGGCUGGGUACCCGUUACUUGCUGUGCAGUUAUAUGAUUACAUGCUUGACCAUGAUUUUAUACCAGAUAAGUACAGCUUUGUUGGGUUAAUUAGUGGACUUUGUGGAGCUGGAAGAGUUGAGGAAGCAGUUAAUGUGUACCGUGGAAUAAUCAUGUAUUGUCCUGGUAUGGAUGCUCAUGUCCAUACUGUUAUUGUUGAUGGGCUCAUAAGAGUUGGUAAAUCUCACAAAGCCAUUAGAUUGUUUAGAAGGGCCCUUACUGAGAAACAUCCUCUUGAUGGUGUUUCAUACCUAGUUGCCAUGUCUGGACUUCUCAGGGGUGGAAGGGUUACAGAAGCUUCCAGUUUGUAUAGCCAGAUGAAGGAGCUUGGGUAUUGCCCUAAUGCACAGAUGUAUAACAUGAUUAUUUCUUAUUUCUGCAAAGAAAGAGAUAUUAAGAUGGUCAGACAGUUGAUACAAGAAAUCAGUGAGGCAGGGAUUAAACUAAACAGCAAAACACUUAUUAAGGCAGCUAGACUUCUCUUCAAAUCACAUUCAACCCUUAAUAAAUUAGUUGCCAUGUGGAAUUCAGGGUUGAUGCCUGAUGGGGCAAUGAAUGAGCUGUUGGUCUCUUGCUGUUUGGAAAAGUGCAAUGCAAAUUAUUUGGAAGCCUAUUUGGAGGAUAAUCUAGUGGUGGACUCAUCCAAUAAUCUUGAUGGUGUAGCUGCUUCUGUUGGUUGAGUUGUUUUGCUGAAGAAAUUGUUUUAUAUCUAAUCGGCUAAUGUGGCUUCUGUCAAUUGCAGUCACCAUGCCAUGAUAUAUCUGGAUGCUAUGAAGACUGUCUUUGAGAACAGUUUGAUGUAGCAUAAUACUGCUCUUUCUCUUGAUGCAAUGGGAGACAUCACUUACCCUCUUCAUUAAUUUUUGAAGGUGGUAGAAAGAGGAGUGUGGAUGGAUGGUCAGAAGAUAACCUACGUACACUACAAGCCUUAUCACACAUUGGUUGGGAGACCUCUUUUAUGGCUCAAUGUCAUAAAAAUUUGGAAAGCAGAAGGGGAAGAAGUGCUUGUAGCAAAAUUCUGACAAGCUGCAUGAGGAUCUGAGCUGUUUAGACUCAAUGAAUGGGAGUUUCAGGAUCAAAUUUUCCACUACCUACGCCCUACUCAAAGUUCUGCUUCAUCGAUGUAGUAAAAUGUAAAGGCCAUGGAGUUCUUUGUCUGACUUUCUGUAUUCGCGCAAUGAAUUUGGUUUGCUUUUUUGGGAAGAGAUGCUUGAAAGUAUUUUCGCCUGAAAGUAACAACGAGAAAGUAUUUUAUGGGUUGAACUGAAUGUGCAGUCUAACUUUAGAAUUUAUUAAAAUAUUUUUAAUAAAAUGAUUUUUUAUGU